Cercospora beticola is the source of this 5531-nucleotide messenger RNA. RefSeq lists its product as uncharacterized. The record is from RefSeq and is a predicted model, not a curated record. Gene Ontology annotation, biological process: long-chain fatty acid biosynthetic process. Gene Ontology annotation, cellular component: fatty acid synthase complex. Gene Ontology annotation, molecular function: 3-oxoacyl-[acyl-carrier-protein] reductase (NADPH) activity; fatty acid synthase activity; magnesium ion binding. NCBI's taxonomy places the organism in Eukaryota, Fungi, Ascomycota, Dothideomycetes, Mycosphaerellales, Mycosphaerellaceae.
AUGACGGGCGACAGUCCUGAUGAGCGGGCAGUUGCUCACGAGCUCAUUGUCGAGCUGCUGGCUCAUCAAUUCGCCUUUCCCGUGCAAUGGAUCGAAACGCAAAAGAAUCUGUUGGCGCAAGAGGGCGGAGUGGAUCGACUCAUCGAACUGGGUCCAUCCAGCACGCUUCUGAGCAUGGCCAAGAAGAGCCUGCUGUCCAUCACUUCAGACGGGGACAGACCCAUUGAUCAACCACUGGACCUCUACUCCGCAUCUCAAAAUCUGGCAGAAGCAUGCUAUCAGUACGAAUCACAAGCCGAGGCUGCCACUGUCAUGAUACAAGCAGAGUCAACGCCGCCUUCCAGCACUGCCUCAGUACCUGCGGAGCCUCAAGCUACCCUGGCAAGACCGGCUGAACCUGGUGUGAUUGCUGAAUCUCCCUUGAAUCCGGAAGACAUUGUCAGAAUACAUGUGGCACGAAAACUCAAGAAGCCAAUCAAUCAAAUCUCCCCACUCUUGUCGAUCAAGGAACUCUGCAAUGGCAAAUCGACACUGCAGAACGAGAUUGUGGGCGACAUGUACACGGAGUUCGGAAUACUCCCCGAUCGCCCAGAAGAUGUAGCUUUGCGGGAUCUUACAAGUGCUGCUGACGAUGGCACUGUUGUACAAUUGGGUAGAGUGUCGCUGAUGUUGGUUGGGAAACUGGUUUCGUCAAGGAUGCCAGCCGGAUUCAACGUUGAUGUAAUCCGCAAGCAGCUCUUGAACAAAUGGGGCCUCGGUGCAUCUAUACAAUCUGGCAUUCUACUCUACGCUCUGUUAGCGGAGCCGGAGAGCCGCCUGACCUCCGCACAAGUUGCAGAGCAGUACUGGGACGAAGCUGCACUUCGAUAUGCCGAGUUUCAAGGCCUCUCCUUGAGAGUAUCGACUAGCAAAAAAUCUGAUGACGCUACAAAUGCGCCAACUGUAGAUGCUGCAACGCUUGCCGCUGUAAACCAAUCGCAGACGCGUCUUGCACAGAAGCAACUGGAAGCCCUGGCAGAAUAUCUACAGAUUGACCUGUCUAACACAAAGGUGGACGAGUUGGCGCGAGAACAGAUAGCAGAGCUGCAGCAGAAACUGGAUGCAGUAACCGCCGAGUUUUCUGAUGACUUCCUCGCUGGAAUAUCGCCGACGUUCGAUGCUCGACAAACUCGAAGAUACAACAGCUGGUGGAAUUGUGCUCGACGAGACUUGCUAGACGUCUUCCGUGGAGACGUUUUUGCCAACAAGCUGGCUACUGACGAUCUCGGGCAAGCAAUUUACCUCCGACUGAUGGCCAACAGGAGCGACCACAAUCUGGCCAAGCAGGCAUGCACACUUGAUGCGAUAAUGCGACACAAGGCGCAUGCUGAUCUAGAGCAUGAAUUCAUUCUCUUCGCCGACCGACUCCUCGAUGCACUGUCAUCCGGCGCGCAAAGUGCACCGCGCGCGCUUCCAGUCCUACGUCCUCGAGCUCCACGUACCCUUGUGACGGCUCGUGGCGAUAUUGUUGCAACGACAGUAGCACGUUCAGAACUCCAGGUACCCACAGCUUAUGCGGACUUUCUCAGGAACCCUGCGCUGUCUGUAUCAUCGGCCAAGGGCCCUGGAAUCGCUGUGAAGCAGCUCAGUCACGGACGAUGGCUUGCCAACGAUGAUGUUACUGAGAGGUUGCUCGACCUCUUUGCGAACUCGUUGACUGAUGGGAUACCAUUCGGCGGCAAGAAUGUCUUGAUCACAGGUGCCAGCCCUAAUUCGAUCGGUGCUGAAGUUGCCCGCAUACUUCUGCAAGGCGGAGCGCAUGUCAUUGUUACCACCAGUCGCGCGGUCUCACAGUCGGCGACAUAUUUUAAAACAAUGUAUCGAGAAUGCGGCGCAAAGAAUUCGGAGCUCCGAGUCGUACAAUUCAACGGUGCAAGUGCGAAAGAUUGCGAGAGACUGAUAGACUAUGUCUACAGCGAUUCUGGUUUACAUCUCGAUCUCGACGCGAUACUCCCCUUCGCAGCAACCGCGGAAGCUGGCGUCGAAGCUGGCGAGGUCACUGCGGCGAAUGAAUUGGCACAUCGGCUGAUGCUUGUCAAUGUCUUUCGCCUACUGGGUCGCAUUAUCAAGAAUAAACGAGACAGAGGUAUCGACUGCCAUCCGACGCAAGUCCUCCUGCCUCUCUCACCAAAUCAUGGCAUCUUUGGCGGCGAUGGGUUAUAUUCCGAAAGCAAGCUUGGCUUAGAGAGUCUCUUGAACCGGGUCACGUCCGAGUCCUGGGCCAAUGAGCUAUCAGUUUGUGGUGUUGAGAUCGGCUGGACCAGAUCAACUGGUCUCAUGGCUGCAAAUGACAUUGUGGCCGAAGCGAUUGAGAAACACGGCGUCAUCACGUUCUCGAGCCAGGAGAUGGCCUUCAACAUUGCCAUGCUCCUAACACAAGAAAUGGUCGAUGUUUGCGAAGACCAGCCAGUGCUCGUCGAUUACGGAGGCGGGCUUGCAUCACUCCCAAAUUGCCAAUCAGUGUUGGCAAAGGCGCGACAAAGCAUCGACCUUGAAGCACAGAUAGCACGGGCAGUACAGGAAGAGGAUGUUCUGGAGCGUGGGCCAUCGAAGGUUCGUGACUUGAACAAAGAUGUACCGCAGUCUGUGGCCACUCUACAGAUCGGAUUCCCUCGCUCGUUACGCUAUGAUACCGACCUCGCACCCUUGCAUCGCCUUCAGGCUCUCAACUUCCCCGAAAACACAGUUGUUGUCGUUGGGUUCGCUGAAUUAGGUCCCUGGGGCAGCGCGCGUCUUCGCUGGGAGAUGGAAAGUCGUGGCAAGCUGAGCCCAUCUGGGCUAGUUGAGAUGGCUUGGCUAAUGGGACUUAUCACACAUUGCGAAGGCGAGAGAAAGGAAGGACAUUAUGUCGGCUGGGUCGAUGCGAAGACAAAUGAGAUCGUUCACGAAGCCGAAAUUGAACGAAGAUAUGGAAACUACAUCACAGAGCAUACUGGAAUACGAUUUGUGGAGCCCGAGACUGCCGGUUAUGACCCAGCAAAGAAAGAAUACUUCGAAGAACUCGCCAUCGAAGAAGACAUGCCCGCAUUCGAAGUCAGUAACGACAUCGCAGAUGCGUUCCGGCUACGCCAUGGCGAGAACGUCUCUGUCCAUCGACUCCAAGGAUCAGAUUCAAGCCGGGUGCAAGUCAAGAAAGGAGCAACAAUCUUCGUACCCAAAACGACACCGUUCCCCUGGGGCGCUGUAGCAGGGCAGUUGCCGACUGGAUGGAAUCCCGAGCGACACGGCAUCCCCGAUGACCUGGCUCACCAAUUAGACCCUGCGACUCUUGUAACAUUAUGCGGCGUGAUGGAGGCAUUCUAUUCUGCUGGUAUUCCUGACCCUUUCGAGAUCUUCAAACACAUGCACUUAUCUGAGUUGGGCAACUUCAUCGGGUCGAGCAUGGGUGGAGCUUUGAAGACGAAGAACCUUUACAAGGACGCUUUUCUCGAACGACCGAUGGACAGUGACGUCCUCCAAGACACUUAUCUCAACACAACUGCAGCAUGGGUCAAUAUGUUGCUCGUUGGCUCGGCAGGCCCAAUCAAGACUCCCGUAGGUGCAUGUGCGACUGGAUUAGAGUCGAUCGACGCAGCCCUGGAAUCCAUCGGCGCGGGAAAAACAAAAAUGUGCAUUGUCGGGGGCUUCGACGAUCUUCAGGAAGACGAGGCAUAUGGCUUCUCAAAGAUGAAGGCAACAGUAAACGUUGCAGAAGAGCUUGCUGCAGGACGACUUCCCUCUGAGAUGUCUCGACCUACUGCGGAAAGUCGUGCUGGGUUCGUGGAAUCUCAUGGCUGCGGCAUUCAGAUUGUAUGUCGAGGCGAUGUUGCAUUGGAGAUGGGCCUUCCAAUCUAUGCCAUACUUUCCGGAUCUGCCAUGGCAUCUGACAAGAUCGGACGUUCAGUGCCAGCUCCCGGACAAGGCGUACUUUCUUUUGCCAGAGAGUCGAAUCCUGGAGCUCCAGUCGACUUCGCUGCAGUAGACUGGCAAAGCAAGUUCCCUGGUGCGAAGUCCUCCCAAGAUGUAUCCUCGCUCCACUCCCGUUCAUCCUCUGUGACGCCUACGCCUCCUUCAUCACUACCGCAGGAUUCUCCUCGUUCGAUGUCCACCAAUGCUUCUACUGCGCCAACCACACCUCUAGACACAUGGCAAAUCGGACCUCCUCUCAGCGACACUGGAAGAUCAACAUCGGCCAGCAUCUCACCAUUACGCGCAUCGCUGUUGCGCUGGGGUCUCGAUGUCAACGAUCUCGACAUCGCGUCCCUUCAUGGCACAAGCACGAAGGCGAACGAUUUGAACGAGCCAGAUGUCAUAUGCCAGCAAAUGAACCACCUGGGCAGAUCUGAUGCGUCACCACUGUGGGCCGUCUGUCAAAAGUCUGUCACAGGGCAUCCCAAAGCUCCUGCUGCUGCAUGGAUGCUCAAUGGCUGCCUGCAAAUUGUCAACAGUGGAAUAGUCCCGGGCAAUCGUAAUGCAGACAAUGUGGACCCAGCGUUACGACGAUUCAAGCAUCUGUGCUUCCCAACAGAGUCUGUACAUCUGGCUGAAGACGUCAAGGCAUUCCUUGUGACCUCCUUCGGAUUUGGACAAAAGGGCGGACAGCUUGUAGGCAUCGCACCAAAGUAUUUCCUGGCCUCUUUGACCGAAGUGGAACACGAAAGCUACGCAGCACGCACUGCGAAGCGUCAAAGGGUGGCGAACAGAAGAUAUGUUGAAGCUGUUUUGGACAACACCAUUGUGAAGAUCCAGGCUGAAUCGCCUUAUCGCGCCGAGGAUGCCAGCCGCGUCUACCUCAAUCCUCUAGCCCGUGUUUGCGAGAGCACUGAUAUUCCGGGAUCCUACCGCUUCAACCCUGCUGACUUGCGUGACUCGUCCAGUCCACAAACUGCUUUAUCUACAUGGACCGCACAAGAGAUCCUACGUGGCCGGCACAGUCCAGGCGUUGCCGAAGCUGCCAAAUCUUGCAAGACAUGGAUCGAAAAGCAAAAUGUGCAAGCGACGAGUACUGUGGGUAUCGAUGUGGUGCAAUUGAACGACUUCAAAUCACAUGAAAACCCGAUCUUUAUCGAGCGCAAUUACACUUUGGGCGAAGUGAGGUAUGCAAAGCAGAGCGUCGACAGACGCAGAGCAUAUGCUGGAAGAUGGGCGGCCAAAGAGGCUGUCUUUAAAUGCUUACGGGCGCGAAGCCGUGGUGCUGGUGCUGCGAUGAAAGAUAUUGAAGUUUUGAGAGAGAGCAAGGACGAUGGUCCUGCGAUUAUGCUCCACGGCGCUGCUCUGGAUCAUGCACGCUCGUCCGGCCUGGAGACAGUUCAAGUGAGCUUGAGUUAUGGUGAAGACUGUGUAGUGGCAGUUGCACUGGGACUUAGAGGCGAUGGAAAACCUACGUACGCCUUGUGAUACAAUUUACUUUGCAUAUGGGCGUUCAGCAUAUCAGACAUUUUUGCACGGCAAUUUCGUCACAGCGAUACAAUUAUAGAAUGGAGCUCAUUCUUCCACACAUUGAGAAUUAUGAG